This is a messenger RNA of Magnusiomyces paraingens, 3771 nucleotides long. RefSeq lists its product as uncharacterized. Lineage: Eukaryota; Fungi; Ascomycota; Dipodascomycetes; Dipodascales; Dipodascaceae. The transcript has a single exon. The coding region runs from base 1 to 3771 and encodes 1256 amino acids. The record is from RefSeq and is a predicted model, not a curated record.
AUGCACACCAAAUUAUUGUCCAAUUGCCCUAGUCUCGAAGGUCAAAGUCCCAAGAAAAAAGAUACUCGCUUGGGCCGAGUCAAGCUUACAUGGGAAGAAAAGGGCAAGUCAAAACCUAGUGUGGAUCCGCGAUACGUUUGGGAUGGCCUGCAUCCGAUGCCGCCAGAUUAUUAUAGUACAGAGAAUUGUUAUCGAAGAAGAUAUGGCAUUACCGAUGAACAGCUUGAUUCUCAGGAUGAUGAAAGGGGAAGAAGAAAAUACCAAAAUGAGGUUUGGGAGGAGGAAGAAGAAGAAGGAGAAGGAGAAGAAGAAGAAGAACAACAACAACAAGAACAAGAAGCAGGGCCCAGUGGACAUAAUUCAAGAGAACAUUUGGAAGAAGAUGUGGAAAGUGAAGGGAUGUAUGUUGAAGUAUCAUCAAUACCUGAACAAAAACCGGAAGAUGAUUCCAAGAUUAAGCGACCUAGUGGUCUUGGACAGUUUAUUUCUAGUGUUCAUGAAUCUCUAAAGAGAACAUUUGGGUUGGGUAACCGCAAUUCUGACAUGCCUGAAGUUUCUGAAAGACCUCUUGAUAAAAGAUUGUACAAGUCAACACUUAAAACACUUUACCAUACACGUAGUGAUAGUCCAGGGUUGGAUUUUAUUGACGACGAUUCUGGGUCAGAGGUGAUGACAAUGGCAGAUAGUACAGGGCACUCGAGAAGACAGCCAUCGGAGUUUACUUCGUACAAGGGAAUUAUUCCAACCGAACCGUUACACAAGAGAUGGCUUAAACGAAACUCAAAUAAGGAUGAAUCCAAGUUGACGUCACCUGUGUCGACAUCGCCAAGUAAAAAGUUCAAAAUGAACCUGGUAGUAAUGAUGGCUUUUGUUCCACCACCAUCAAUACCACAAAAAAAACCAUUACAGAUGCCACGGGCUCGAAUUGAAGCUAACAAGUGUAAGCGAUGCCGCAAGGAAAGAAAGAAGUGUGUGUGCAAGUUAAACUUGGCAAGUUUUAUGGAUGCGUUGGGGUGCUCGAGUAUGCCUGGGAGAACAACCAGGGAUUUGGAACAAGUACCUGGGCUCAAAGACGAUUAUGAGGUGUUUUCAUAUGACCGGUACAAGUGGCCACACACAGACUUGAGCCGGUCUUUUGAUACUGUUGCAAUAUUACCAUCACGAUGGCCCAAUUACUAUGCUUGGGAUCCCAAAAUUAAUAUUAUUAGUCCUGAAAUGUUUUUCAUGCCCCGCAAGUUCCCCUGGUUUCGGUCGCAUGAGGUGCGCCGUGUUCUUAUCCAUAAGACGGUUUUACCAUACUUGGAAGGAUUGAUGCGUGACAUAGCAGCCAUGCGGUCUAAGGGUACACUGACUGCAUCAAUUGCGGCAGAGAAGAUGGGACGAGAGUAUCCCAACAAGUCGUAUGGAAUUGUGGUUGAUGGCGAAGAGAUUUUGCGUGUUAGUGAGAAGGAGACUCAGAACACAAGCGAUGUUUACCGUAAUACGGAGUUUGAAGAAGGUAUUAUGAAAUCAAAAUUGUUGACUGUGUAUACGGAUUAUGAUUUGUACUAUUUUGACCGCAAUGUGUUUUUCCAGUACUCUCCUCAAAUGGAAGUUAUUGUCCAAGGAGACAUUUUGUCGGAGGAAGCUCGAGAUGAGAUCAAUUUACAAGUGAAUGAAGAAACUGCGUUUGGACACUUUACUCACCGGACACAAAGCCACCAUGAGAUUGGAUACAUUGAUCAGGAAGAGCCUCGUACAUUUAAUAUGUACCAUGUUUUGUCAAAGAUUGGGGGGUCAUUGAGUUUUGCUCCAGAAACACUUUAUGACAUGUAUUCGAUUCUUAAUUAUGCAACAGUCAACUUGACGUCACUGACAGUCGAGGUGAAUGUGCUAAAACAAGCCAUGAUGAGAUUAAAACCUGAUAUGAAUAAUGUGGGAUGGGGGGCUAUAACAAAUGACAAGUAUGUCCCGCAAAGGUUUGGGCCUACCAAGGCUUUUGAUAAGCUGCGCACACUUAUCCUUUAUCCAGGGAAAGAUACUCUUGUUGUGGAUUACCAGUUUAUGGUCCAGGAAAUUAAUGAAGGAAUGCCGGCAUUACAAGAGCUUCAGACUACUCAUUUGAUUGACAAUAUUGAACCGACCGUUGGGACAUUAGAUGGAUUAAAGCGUACUUUUGCCAAGUGUAAGGUGCUUGCUUGUUUCCCUAAGGAGGUUGAAUUUUGCAAAGAAUUACGAACAGAUUUCCCAUUAAUGUACUUGCCUGCCGUUACAGAUUUGGAAGUAUUUGUACAAGAUGAUGAGACUGGUGCAGAUUGUCAAGGAUUGGCAGAGUUUGUUGCUGCAUUUUUGGCACAUUUAAACAUGCCCAACUUGCACACAUUGGUGCAUCGCAACUUGCCAUUUAGCUGGUGCAGCGAAUCGAUAUUUGAAUCGCUUUCUGUGCGCAGCAAUACUCAAAACAAAGUAACUGGGAUGCAACAACUUGAAGUGAUGUUGAGAGAGCCAGAAGAUUAUAUGCACUUGCUGAAUUUGAUAUUACAGAUGCCACACUUGCAACACUUGAAUGUGAUUUCGGAGGCCAAUAAGGAGCUUUAUAAGACUGGAUCGUACAUGCAAAAGAUUUCAGAUGCUUGUAAUGUACUUUCUCUGUUUCAAGAUGUUGGUGUAUUGAAUGAUUCCAUUUUAUCUGACUUUCGUGAACGGGAGGUGAUUGAAAGUAAGCCUCGGUUUUAUCUUGACAAUAUGGAUCUCAAGCAACUUGUUUUGAGAAAUGAAACGCACAUUAAACGGGCUCAAGUAUUGGAUAAUUCAGUAUUUGACUCGACAGAGUUUAUAGUAAAGUACAUGACGAAACGGUUCCAUGGAGAAAAGGAAACUGGCGAAGUGAUGGCGCGCGUGAUUGGGAGUCCAUUACAAACCUUGAUGCGUUCAAAGGAUGGUCAUCAGUGGAAAAACUCUGAAUGGGGGGAUAUUAUGUAUGAGCUGAGUGCAAUUGAGGCACUGGUAAUGCAACUGGAAAAUAUGGAAUCUCUUGAAUACUUUGCACUACGUACACAGUGUACGGCCGUGGCAAGUCCACGGUUAUUUAGGUUGAUGGUGACUCACCCGCGGUUACGACAAGUGCUUGUUGACGAGCCCACACGACGGUUAUGGCCUGAGCAGAAGCUUGAAGAGUUGACGAUUACACCAUAUGUAUUAUUUACUGAAGAGGGUCGGACAAAGAGAAGUAGCAAAGUUGAUGGGGUAGAAUGGUUGGGACCUUGGAGCAUUGCAGAUUUGCCACCAUGGGUACGAGCAGUUGUAGGAGAUCAAAACGAUGCAAUUGAAUGGAGCAAGAUUGAGUAUUUGCGCAAGUACCGUAUUGCUGGGCUCAAUUACUUGGCAACACGAGCUUUUGGAAUUGAAUGUAUACGUGCUUAUACAAGACCACAAGAAGUUCAAGGACUGGUUGGACGUUCGACGUGUGGGUAUUCCGCUAAUAUGUUUGUGAUUGAUGCUGAAAAGGUGCGUCGGAUGAAGGCCCCACAACUUGAUGAAGCAAUUCCUGAGUGUCUUGUGGUGAAGAGUAAAGAGAAGAAUAAUGAUGAUGAUGAUGAUGAUGAGAAGAAGAAGAAUAAACCCAUAAAGGAAGUUGCAUUGGAGAAUGAAGAAGGUGGAUCUGAUUGGUGUGAGUUUACAUUGGAACGGUACAUGAUGCAGCCCAUGUUUUUACCACGCAUUGACAUUGCAGUUGAUCACGAGUUUGAUGGAAAGUUUAAAGGAUGGAUCAAUAAGAAGACUAUACAAUGA